CUUACCCACAACCACAACUCAACGAAGAAACAAAGCAGAGGAAAAGAAACGAGAGAUGGAGAUCGAGAGAGUUGGAGAGGAAAUCAGAGCGUGAGGGAGAAGAAGAAGAGAGGGGGAGGGAUGGCGCCGCGGGGUUUGCUGCCGCGUCGCCACGUCCAGCUUGCCGUCACGCCUCACCACCGUCGCCGUCGUCGACAGGAGCGUCAGGAGAGAGAGAGAGAGAGGGAUGAACUCGCGAGGGAGAGAGAUGAGGUUGCGCUACGCACCCGUCAGAGCCAUCGUCGCGCCAGUCGCCGCCGCUUCCGAUGAUGGAGCCGUCGCCAAAGCCCGUGUCACCGUAGUUCUUGCCCCUGUCGCCGAUGAAGCUCAUCCGUUUCUGCUGCCCUGGUUCGCCGAGAGAGAAACUCGUGGAUGGAGGAAGGCCGACGGAGAGAAGAACGCCGUUGAUAGAGGGAAGACGCUGCUGUCAUGCUUCAUGGUCGCGGUGAUGGAGCCCGCAUCGCCGUCACCCAUGGCCGCCGCCCUUACCGCUGCUCUAUUUGGUUCUGUUUUGAGCUGCGCCGCCCUCUGGGUGGUCACUAACAACAGCUGCCAGAGCCACCAGCGCCACUGUUACUCCUCAAAUUCCGCCUCUCUUCCAUUAGGCACGGCCAUUUCGCUCCUCCUGUUUUUCUGCUGGAGCUAUCUUGAGUGUUGAUGAUUGUGCUGCUAUGGAAUUGCUAAAGUUGCUGCUGCCAUGGAUUAGAAAGAAAGGGGAUUGUCGCGUUUAAAUUCUGUGGUUUCGACUAACGGAGUUUUUGCAUUGUUGACGAGGAAAUCUUAGGUUCAUUUUAAAUUUUUGACCAUGGAACAUCAAGAUUUAGUGGAUAAGAAUGAAGAGAGCAUUCAAUCGAUCGAAAAGGUUAGCAAUGCUGAAGAUCAGGAUAAGAUGAAUGAGGUUGAAAGUGUGAAAUCUGAGUUGGUUAAUGUUGAUGAGAGCAAGGAUUUGCAAUCUGAAACUUGUUGUCUUUGGGUUAUUUCUGCAGACUGCUCAUAUUUGAUAACAUAGAGAAUGGAAGCUUAAAGGAGCAUCUCAAUGGUAAUUUUUGAAAGAAAUUAGAAGGAUGAGGUUGCAGAUUGCUAAUGAAGUUGUAGCAGCACUGGUAAGCUCUUUAAACAAAAGCUUGUCAAAGAACCAAAUUUGCCUAAUGUGUUUUGACAUGAAACUGCACUCUUCUUAUCAUAUUUUUCUAAUGCAAGUAAUUUGAGGACUAUGAAAAGUUAAUGUCCCAUUGAGUUCAUGAAUUGCUAUUGGAUGCGUGACAUCCCUGCUAAGCUGUAACUGUUUAGCAUUUUUCAUUCUUGGCAUUUAUGAUAAAAUAAAUAUUGGAAACUAUCGUACUUGGUUUCA
Arachis stenosperma is the source of this 1390-nucleotide messenger RNA. RefSeq lists its product as uncharacterized. The transcript is spliced from 3 exons. The record is from RefSeq and is a predicted model, not a curated record. Lineage: Eukaryota; Viridiplantae; Streptophyta; Magnoliopsida; Fabales; Fabaceae. Bases 227 to 697 code for a protein of 156 amino acids.